Messenger RNA from Prunus armeniaca (apricot), 867 nucleotides. The record is from the annotation of a GenBank genome assembly. Lineage: Eukaryota; Viridiplantae; Streptophyta; Magnoliopsida; Rosales; Rosaceae.
AUGCCUCCUUCCCCUGCUUUGCAAGCAAUUUCUGAAUCUGCUGUUCAAAGUCAUGAAGCAGAUGAAAAGUAUGGUGAUGCCAUGAACUGGGAUGAACUUGAAUUUGCAGUAAUUCCAACAGAUUACAUGUUCAUUAUGAAAUGUUCCAAUGGGGAUAACUUUUCACAAGGCCACCUCGCUCCCUACGGGAAAAUUGAGCUCAGCCCAUUUUCUGGAAUCUUGAAUUAUGGACAGGGAGUAUUAGAAGGUCUUAAAGCGAUCAGGACCAAAGACGGUUGUGUUCAGCUGUUCCGGCCUGAAGAGAAUGCUCUAAGAAUGAAGAUGAGUGCAGAAAGAUUGUGUAUGCCAUCUCCAUCUACUCACCAAUUCCUCGAUGCUUUAAAGCAAACUGUCCUUGCCAACAAGCGUUGGGUACCACCUGAAGGGAAAGGAGCAUUGUAUAUUAGGCCAUUGCUCAUUGGAAGUGGCCCUGUUCUUGGCCUCGGGCCAGCACCAGAAUACACAUUCCUAAUAUUUGCUACUCCAGUCGGUAAUUAUCACAAAGAUAAUGUGAUUUUAACUCCACGUACCAGUGGAACUGUUCUUCCAGGGGUCACAAGAAAAAGCAUCACAGAAAUUGCUCGUGAUCUGAAUUACCUGGUGGAGGAACGUGAUGUUCCACUAGAGGAUGUGUUGGCUGCCGAUGAAGUUUUCUGUACAGGGACUGCAGUGGAAGUCACUGCUGUUGCUAGUAUAACACAUCAAGAUAAAAGGAUCAAAUACAGAACAGGGGAAGAAACUGUGUUCCACAAACUGCGUGUAGUGCUUAAAGGGAUUCAAACAGGUGUGAUUGAGGACAAGAUGGGCUGGACCAUGCUCAUUGAUUGA